GCUUACCGGCCAGGGGUCCUUUGAGUGGCAGACCUGGGGCUCACAGCUGGAGCGUAAUAGGCUUAGGCUCUUCAGCCCUUCCGAUGACAGGGAACAGCCCUGUGUUUGCCAUGCAACAGAUGGUGGCGGGUGCGCCCCACGUACUGGUACGGAGAACCUUCCCCAGACCAGACCUCCUUAUGACAAGGACUCUGUGCAGCCCAGGUCCCAGCCAGCCCAGAGAGAAGCGACCAGAGGCUGCGGCCUUAGGGCUGUAUCACCGCCUCCCAGCACUGGGAAGAAGGCUGGGCCACACCAUCCGGCAACAGGCGUCCUCCACAGCCAAGGCUUGGUGGGACAGAUAUGAAGAGUUUGUGGGACUCAAUGAAGUCCGAGAGGCCCAGGGAAAUGUGACAGAGGCGGAGAAAGUGUUCAUGGUGGCCCGAAGCCUUGUCGGAGAGGCUCGGGAGGCUUUAGAAGCCCAGCAGGCUAAGCUGAAGGAGGUGAGGGACCGCUUGGACCGAGUCUCCAGAGAGGACAACCAGUACCUGGAACUGGCUACUUUGGAACACAGGAUGCUGCAGGAAGAAAAGAGGCUCCGAACAGCGUAUCUGCGUGCAGAAGACUCGGAGCGGGAGAAGUUCUCUCUCUUCUCUGCAGCUGUGCGGGAGAGUCAUGAGAAGGAGCGCACAAGGGCGGAGAGGACCAAGAACUGGUCCCUCAUUGGGUCCAUUCUAGGAGCUCUGAUUGGUGUGGCUGGCUCCACCUAUGUUAACCGGGUCCGGCUGCAAGAGCUGAAGGCCUUACUCCUGGAGGCCCAGAAAGGGCCCGCGAGUCUCCAGGAGGCCAUCCGUGAACAGGCUUCUAGCUACUCCCUCCAACAGAGAGACCUCCAGGACCUUAUGGUGGAUCUGAGGGGCCUGGUGCAUGCUGGGCAGGACCAGGGCUCCGGGUUACCAACAGGUACUCCUUCUGCCCCAGGAAAAGACAUCGAUGUCCUUUCAGCUGCCAUGAAAGAGCAGCUCAGUCAUUCCCGGCAGGUCCAUUCCUGCCUAGAGGGUUUACGAGAGCAGCUUGACGGCCUGGAAAAGACUUGCAGCCAAAUGGCUGGGGUGGUUCAGCUUGCAAAGGCUACAGUACAUCCAGGCCUGGUGGAGCCGGGAGAUGGGCCCCUGCCCAGCCCUCUGUUGGAACAUGGGAGCGUGAUCUUGGCCCUGUCUGAGGUGGAGCAGCGGUUAGAGGCCCGAGUCACCAGGAAUACUGUCUGCAGCACACUGGUCACCUGUGUCACUGUUAUAGCCACAUUGCCGGUGCUGUACAUGCUCUUCAAGACCAGUUAGCCCCGGCGCCCUUCUCCAGAGGGGCCUAAUGGUGACGGUGGCUUUUGUUGGUGAUAGAAUGAAUUUUAAGGUACACACACUUCAGCCUGACUCUGAGUGCCAUCAAGGGGGCUCACCGGCAGGUAUAUAUUUUGUAGGGAAUGCUUAUUUACAUUAUCAAAACUUUGUGCAAAUGUUCAAUUAAAACACCUAAGAGUUUGUAUUAUUUAAAAGA
Psammomys obesus (fat sand rat) is the source of this 1533-nucleotide messenger RNA. It is a transcript of the gene Ccdc51, whose product is annotated as coiled-coil domain containing 51. The record is from RefSeq and is a predicted model, not a curated record. The transcript is spliced from 4 exons. The coding region runs from base 84 to 1319 and encodes 411 amino acids. Lineage: Eukaryota; Metazoa; Chordata; Mammalia; Rodentia; Muridae.